AUUGGGCGACCUGGAAGGAGGCUGGCUCCAGAUUAGAGUGCUUUGGGCCAUGGCGGCAGCCGAUUUGCGGGCGGAACUAGACUCGCUGGUCCUGCAGCUGCUCUGGGACCUGGAAGAGCUGGAGUCAAAGCGGGCGGCGCUGAACGCCCGGGUGGAGGAGGGCUGGCUUUCGCUCUCCAAAGCUCGCUAUGCCAUGGGUGCUAAGUCGGUAGGGCCCCUGCAAUAUGCCUCCCGCAUGGAGCCCCAAGUCUGCGUCUGCACCAACGAGGCGCAAAAUGGACUCCAGAAGUUUCGUGUGUUAAGAUCUGGCUCCCAGAUUCCAGAGGAGGUGGGACCCUGUGAGGCAGCUCUGCGAAGGCGCAAGGGCCUUACUAGGAUUCCAGAGCCCGAGCCCUUCUCAGCCUCUCCAAACCCUCUGAACUGGUUUGGAAUCCUGGUUCCACAUAGUCUACGGCAGGCCCAAGCCAGCUUCCAGGAGGGCCUGCAGCUGGCUGUAGAUAUGGCCAGUCUCCAGAUCCAAAUCAACUGGGGUCAAAGCCAGCUUCGGGGGCUCCAGGAGAAACUCAAGCAGCUUGGGCUUGGGGCUGCCUAACCUGUGGCCACAGAAAAAGACCGAGUUCAGUUGUUCUUCGAUAUGGUUGCUUUAUUUCAGGCCUUCUUCCUUCACAGCUUGCUUGGCCCCUAUCACUACCACCCCAUCCCAGACAGCUAAUUCCCACCCACCAACCCCCACACAAACACAACUUAAAAUUUCUUCAGUCUGCUGUUUCCAACUUUGUUAAAUGUGAAAGUUUAAAGAGGCAAACUGAGUAAUGUUCAAAGUCACUACUAUGAAACCACUUCCUGUCUUUGUUCUAGGACACACUCAAAUGGGGAGGGUCAAAGCUGAUAGGUUAGUUUAUAUUAGGGAGCAACAGAGCAAUCUCAUGCAUAAAUCACUGCAGGAUAAGUAGUGCACAGCUAGUGGCAGAAAUAGAUGCUUCAGUUUCACUAGAUCCUCAAAACUGAUUUUGAUGGAAAG
Pipistrellus kuhlii (Kuhl's pipistrelle) is the source of this 1021-nucleotide messenger RNA. RefSeq names its product coiled-coil domain containing 115 (gene VMA22). The record is from RefSeq and is a predicted model, not a curated record. The transcript has 5 exons. Gene Ontology annotation, biological process: vacuolar proton-transporting V-type ATPase complex assembly. Gene Ontology annotation, cellular component: extrinsic component of endoplasmic reticulum membrane. Bases 50 to 592 code for a protein of 180 amino acids. Lineage: Eukaryota; Metazoa; Chordata; Mammalia; Chiroptera; Vespertilionidae.